Cooperia oncophora is the source of this 258-nucleotide messenger RNA. Lineage: Eukaryota; Metazoa; Nematoda; Chromadorea; Rhabditida; Trichostrongylidae. The record is from the annotation of a GenBank genome assembly.
AUGGGGCCAAAAGAUGACUGCGAGUCAUGGUUCUACUUACUUAUUGAUAUUACUUUUCCACAAGGAUUGUUAUGGAAAGCACUCAGUGAAAAGAACGAAGUUCUGCGGAUGAAAGAGGAAAUAAGGAAAGAGAAACGGGAAGCUCAAUUCGGAAACAUGAAGUGCAAGGAAGAGCUCACACGAGUAUUGGACUACAUUGACAGUCUACACUAUCACGAUCACGUUGAUUAUACGUUCAUAUACAAACUAUUAGAAGAG